AAGAAGCACAAGCGAUUGGAUUACAACUCUGAUAUUUUGGAGCACAAGUGAUGUUAAAACAAUUUGAAUGUAUUGGAGCAUGGCUGCUUCUUAAAAUGCAAAAGUUAAAGGAAAAUAUUGAUUACCAAAACUUGCUGAAUAUUGGAAUUUUCUAGACAUCCUGCAUUUAACUGUGUCCCUAAAUGUCCAUGAUUAAGAUCUCAUGCAACCAUUGCACAUUUUGGAGACUAUUCUCCAAAAGAGAACUGGGCAUUUAAAAAGCAGAAAUGAGUGUGUUUUCUCUCGGAACUUACUAAGGUUGAGCAUACUGAAAGAUCAUGACCAGCUUGAAGCGGUCCCAGACCGAAAGGGCUGUUGCCACUGGGGUAUCAGUCGGAACAGAUGGCACCUCAAAAGUCCACUCGGAUGACUUUUAUAUGAGGCGCUUUAGGUCACAGAAUGGCAGCUUAGGAUCUGCAGUCAUGGCGCCAGUUGGACCUCCUCGGAAUGAAAGUUCCCAUCACAUUACCUCUACUCCUGGAGUCCCUAAAAUGGGGGUCAGGGCAAGGAUUGCUGAUUGGCCCCCAAGGAAGGAGAAUAUCAAGGAAGCAAGCAGAUCUAGUCAAGAUAUUGAAACAUCAAGUUGCCUUGACAGCAUGUCUUCUAAAAGCAGUCCUGGGAGUCAGGGAAGCUCUGUUAACCUGAAUGCUAGUGAUUCUGUCAUGUUAAAGAGCAUCCAGAGCACACUUAAAAGCAAGACCAGACAAUCUGAGAAUCUAGACUCCAGAUUUCUUACACCUGAUGGCUAUCCCAGUUCCCCAAGGAAAGCUCUUCGUAGAAUAAGACAGCGCAGCAACAGUGACAUUACCAUAAGUGAGCUUGAUGUGGAUAGUUUUGAUGAAUGUAUUUCACCCACUUUUAAAUCUGGACCAUCUCUGCACAGGGAGUAUGGCAGCACAUCUUCCAUAGAUAAGCAGGGAACUUCAGGGGAAAGUUUUUUUGACUUAUUGAAGGGCUAUAAAGAUGAAAAGUCUGAUCAGAGAAGCCCAGCCACAACUAAGCUCAGUGACCUCCUGAUUGCCAGUGGAAGCAAGGGUUCAGGAUUCUCUCUAGAUGUGAUAGAUGGACCUAUUACUCAAAGGGAAAAUCUGAGACUCUUUAAGGAAAGGGAGAAGCCGCUCAAGAGACGCUCAAAAUCGGAGACAGGCGAUUCAUCCAUUUUUCGUAAGCUGCGCAAUGCCAAAGGUGAAGGGGAGCUUGGGAAGUCAUCAGAUCUUGAAGAUAAUAGGUCAGAAGAUAGCGUCAAGCCUUGGACUUGUCCGAAGUGUUUUGCUCAUUAUGAUGUACAGAGUAUUUUAUUUGAUUUAAAUGAAGCAGCGAUCAACAGGCAUAAUGUUAUUAAAAGAAGGAACACAACCACAGGUGCAUCUGCUGCUGCUGUAGCAUCACUUGUCUCUGGACCCUUGUCCCAUUCUGCAAGUUUCAAUUCUCCAAUGGGCAGUACUGAAGACCUGAAUUCGAAAGGAAGUCUCAAUAUGGACCAGGGGGAUGAUAAAAGCAAUGAACUUGUGAUGAGUUGUCCUUAUUUUCGUAAUGAGAUUGGUGGGGAAGGGGAGAGGAAAAUCAGCCUUUCCAAAUCUAAUUCAGGUUCCUUCAGUGGUUGUGAAAGUGCCUCGUUUGAGUCGACUCUGAGUUCUCAUUGCACGAAUGCUGGAGUAGCAGUUCUGGAAGUUCCCAAGGAGAAUCUGAUUUUGCAUCUAGACAGAGUGAAAAGGUACAUCGUUGAACAUGUAGACCUUGGUGCAUAUUAUUAUCGAAAAUUCUUCUAUCAGAAAGAACACUGGAACUAUUUUGGGGCAGAUGAGAACCUGGGUCCAGUAGCUGUGAGCAUAAGAAGAGAGAAGCCAGAUGAAAUCAAAGAAAAUGGACCGCAGUAUAACUACCGGAUCAUAUUCAGAACUAGUGAGCUUAUGACAUUAAGAGGCUCUGUGCUGGAAGAUGCUAUCCCUUCAACUGCAAAGCAUUGCACAGCCAGGGGACUUCCCCUAAAAGAAGUGCUGGAGUAUGUGGUUCCUGAGCUGAAUAUCCAUUGCCUAAGGCUGGCCUUCAACACUCCAAAAGUCACAGAACAGCUUAUGAAGCUGGAUGAACAAGGGUUAAGUUACCAACUUAAGGUGGGUAUCAUGUACUGCAAAGCUGGACAAAGCACGGAAGAGGAAAUGUAUAAUAAUGAAUCAGCAGGUCCAGCCUUUGAAGAGUUUCUUCAGCUCUUGGGAGAACGAGUUCGGCUCAAGGGAUUUGAAAAGUAUCGUGCUCAGCUGGAUACAAAGACUGAUUCAACGGGUACUCACUCUCUAUAUACAACAUACAAGGACUAUGAAAUCAUGUUCCACGUUUCUACUAUGUUGCCAUAUACUCCAAACAACAAGCAACAGCUUCUGAGAAAACGACAUAUUGGAAAUGAUAUUGUGACAAUAGUUUUCCAGGAGCCUGGAGCACAACCAUUCAGCCCAAAGAACAUUCGCUCUCACUUCCAGCAUGUCUUUGUCAUUGUAAGAGUGCAUGGUCCCUGUACUGACAGCGUUUGUUACAGUGUUGCUGUGACAAGAUCCAGAGAUGUACCAUCCUUUGGACCACCUAUUCCAAAAGGUGUCACGUUUCCUAAAUCAAACGUGUUCAGGGACUUCUUACUAGCCAAAGUCAUUAAUGCAGAGAAUGCUGCUCAUAAAUCAGAAAAGUUCCGUGCGAUGGCCACCAGGACCCGUCAAGAGUACUUGAAAGACUUGGCAGAGAAGAAUGUCACCAACACACCUAUUGACCCUUCUGGCAAGUUCCCCUUCAUCUCGCUUGCUUCAAAAAAGAAAGAAAAGUCCAAGCCUUAUCCAGGAGCAGAGAUCUAUAGUUCUGGUGCUAUUGUAUGGAGUGUCCAUGCAAAAGACUACAGCAAGGGUAUGGAAAUAGACUGUCUGCUAGGCAUCUCUAAUGAGUUUGUAGUCCUCAUUGAACAGGACACGAAAAGCGUGGUGUUCAAUUGCUCCUGUCGAGAUGUGAUAGGGUGGACUUCAACGGACACAAAUAUCAAAAUAUUCUAUGAGAGAGGUGAAUGUGUUUCUUUGGAGAGCUUCAUCAGCAACAUUGAUGAUAUCAAAGAGAUCGUCAAAAGGCUGGAGCUUGUGACUAAGGGCUGUGAAACAGUGGAGAUGACCCUGCGUAGGAAUGGUCUGGGUCAGCUUGGUUUCCACGUAAACUAUGAAGGCAUUGUGGCAGAUGUUGAGCCCUACGGCUACGCGUGGCAGGCAGGACUGCGACAAGGCAGCCGGCUAGUGGAAAUCUGCAAGGUGGCUGUAGCCACUCUGAGUCAUGAGCAAAUGAUUGAUCUUCUGAGAACAUCAGUAACAGUGAAGGUCGUCAUUGUCCCUCCGUAUGAGGACUGCACACCACGCAGGAGUUCUUCAGAAAACUAUCGCAUGCCAGUGAUGGAAUACAAAGUGAAUGAAGGAAUGUCAUAUGAAUUCAAAUUUCCCUUCAGAAAUAAUAACAAAUGGCAGCGAAAUGCGAGCAAAGGACAGGGACCUCAUGUGGCUCAGGUACCAUCCCAAAUACAAAGUCCAGUGACAUCUAGGAUUGGCUCUGGGAAAGGAGAAGGGAAAAUGCCACCCCCAGAACGAGCAGCCAACAUCCCACGAAGCAUCUCUAGUGAUGGACGCCCACUGGAGAGCCGGAGGUUGUCUCCCGGUUCUGAUGUCUACGUCACAGUUUCAUCCAUUGCCUUAGCAAGAUCGCAACAGUGCCGUAAUUCUCCAAGCAACUUAUCAUCCUCAAGUGAGACUGGCUCUGGUGGGGGCACAUACAGACAAAAAUCUAUGCCAGAAGGGUUUGGAAUUAGCCGUAGAUCCCCUGCUUCCAUUGACAGGCAGAACACGCAAUCCGAUACGGGUGGUAGCGGCAAAUCCACACCCAGCUGGCAAAGAAGUGAGGAUAGUAUCGCUGACCAGAUGGAGCACUCCUAUGAAUGUCCAUCUUGUUGCACUGCAUAUGCUCUUCAGUACAUCGUUGUGUGCUGUAUUGCAGAACCAACAUGCCAUCUCCCAGCAGUAUCAAAAGUGCUGCCGUCCUUCAGAGAAAGCCCCAGUGGAAGACUGAUGAGACAGGAUCCUGUGGUUCACUUGUCUCCAAAUAAGCAGGGUCAUUCUGACAGCCACUACUCCAGCCAUUCCAGCAGCAAUACUCUCUCCAGCAAUGCCUCCAGUGCUCACAGUGAUGAGAAAUGGUAUGAUAGUGGAGAGCGCACGGAAUCAGAGCUGAACAGCUACAACUACCUUCAAGGGACUUCAGCUGAUAGUGGCAUAGAUACCACUUCCUACGGACCUAGCCAUGGCAGCACUGCCUCCCUGGGAGCAGCAACAUCUCCCCGUACGGGGCUAACAAAGGAGAAAGUGGCACCGCUGUGGCAUAGCUCCAGCGAAGUGGUCUCCAUUGCAGACAGGACAUUGGAAAAAGAGAGCCAUAUAGAUCGAAAGACCGAGUCUUCACUGAGCCUGGAUAUUCACAGCAAGAGUCAACCAGCCUCCAAUCCUCUAACGAGGGAGAACAGCGCUUACAGUCUUAGUGAUGCCGUCUCGCAUACAAGUACCAUGAGCUCGCGACACUCUGCCAGCCCGGUGGUUUUCACCAGUGCCAGAAGCUCACCUAAAGAAGAGCUUCAUUCUGCUACUUCUCCCCAGCUCGCACCUUCUUUCUCCUCCUCUUCCUCCUCAUCUGGUCCUAGGACUUUCUACCCUCGCCAGGGUGCUACUAGCAAGUAUCUGAUCGGAUGGAAAAAGCCAGAAGGGACAAUAAACUCAGUGGGGUUUAUGGAUUCAAGAAAACGUCACCAGAGUGAUGGCAAUGAAAUGGCCCACCCUCGGCUGCGUGCUUCAGCAAGAGAUCUACGAGCAUCACCCAAACGAGCAUCCAAGUCUACUGUUGAAGAAGACCUGAAGAAAUUGAUAGAUCUUGAUAGCCCAACACCUGAAUCCCAGAAGAAUUUUAAGUCACACACUCUGUCCUGUCAGUCUCCCUUUCCCAGCACUCCUACCACAAGGCGUGCCUUGCAAAGGACUUUGUCAGAUGAGAGUAUUUACAGUGGUCAAAGGGACCACUUCUUCGCCUCACGGGCCUCACUCUUGGACCAAGCCAUGCCAAAUGAUGUCCUAUUCACCAGCACGUACCCUUCUCUCCCAAAGUCGCUGCCGUUACGGAGACCAUCGUAUACUUUGGGAAUGAAAUCACUACAUGGAGAGUUUUCUGCCUCAGACAGCUCCCUGACAGAUAUCCAGGAGCAAAGACGGCAGCCCAUGCCAGACCCUGGUCUUAUGCCAUUGCCUGAUUCUGCCUCUGAUCUGGACUGGUCAAACUUGGUAGAUGCUGCCAAAGCCUUUGAAGUUCAGCGAGCUUCGUUCUUUGCUGCUGCUGAUGAAAAUCACAGACCUGUGAGCGCUGCCUCCAGUAGUGAUCAGGCUGAAGACCAGCUUACUGCACAGAUAAAGCCUUAUACAGGUAAAGAAUCUCCUCCAACUCUCGCCUCUAAAGUGGACCAACUGGAAGGUUUGCUGAAGAUGCUGCAAGAGGAUUUAAGGAAGGAAAAAGAGGACAAGGCCAGUCUUCAGGCUGAAGUGCAACAUUUGCGGGAAGACAACUUGAGGUUACAGGAGGAAUCCCAGAACGCAACUGAGAAACUGAAGAAAUUCACCGAAUGGGUUUUCAACACAAUUGAUAUGAACUGAGAACACUCUACAGGAAGGAAACUAUCUGUUAUGAAUAUUAUUACUGGGACUUAAGCUUUAAUGCCACCUUAAUCAUGACAUGUGAAAGUAUAGUCAGAGCACUUCUCUGUCCUUCAUCCUCCAAUAACCCUUUUUUGCAUCUCUGCGCGCACUCAGAACAAUUGCAGAUCAACAAUCAAUGUCUGCCUUUUGUAGAAAAAAAACAAAGUAAAUAAUUUUAAAAAGGUAAAAUAAAAGUUUAACUGCUAAAA
Messenger RNA from Charadrius vociferus (killdeer), 5995 nucleotides. It is a transcript of the gene SIPA1L1, whose product is annotated as signal-induced proliferation-associated 1 like 1. The coding region runs from base 318 to 5744 and encodes 1808 amino acids. The transcript has 21 exons. NCBI's taxonomy places the organism in Eukaryota, Metazoa, Chordata, Aves, Charadriiformes, Charadriidae. The record is from RefSeq and is a predicted model, not a curated record. Gene Ontology annotation, biological process: regulation of small GTPase mediated signal transduction; activation of GTPase activity. Gene Ontology annotation, cellular component: cytoplasm. Gene Ontology annotation, molecular function: GTPase activator activity; protein binding.